Talaromyces rugulosus is the source of this 2199-nucleotide messenger RNA. RefSeq lists its product as uncharacterized. Gene Ontology annotation, molecular function: beta-N-acetylhexosaminidase activity. The record is from RefSeq and is a predicted model, not a curated record. Gene Ontology annotation, biological process: carbohydrate metabolic process. Bases 1 to 2199 code for a protein of 732 amino acids. NCBI's taxonomy places the organism in Eukaryota, Fungi, Ascomycota, Eurotiomycetes, Eurotiales, Trichocomaceae. The transcript has a single exon.
AUGAAGAGCCUCUUUGGGGCGUCCUUAUUAUGGACGCUGACAGCAGCAGCAACAGCUUGGCAACUGCUUCCACCUCCGCUAAAUGUCUCGGGCAAUUCAGAGUCAUCAUCCAUUGACCUGUUUUCCGGGCUCGUCACCAAAAAGGUUUUCAUUGAGCGCAGCUUCUCGGAACGUAGAGAUACGGAGGGACUGUCGCUGAUUCCUCCAUCGGCCUACGAAUUCGCAGAAAUAUUCAUCGACGAUCUCGCCCAAGUCUCGGGUGAUCGCUGGUCAUUGCAUGUAGUUGACGAGUUUCCACACCACGGGAGUGGUAUUUUCUUAAGCUCUUCAUCGCAGAAUCUGACCUACCAAAGCGGCCUCGUGACAGAGGAAGGUUAUACGCUUGACAUUCACUCAAAUGGGGUUAUCGCCAUCGCAGGAACUGGUGCCAGGGGCAUGUGGUGGGGAACAAGAACUUUGCUACAGAUGGUCCUUCGAGAAGAAAACGAAGCUGUUGGUAAACUUCCAGUCGGUCAUUAUGCCGAUGCACCUGCGUACCCAACUCGAGGGUUCAUGCUUGACGCUGGACGGAAAUGGUACUCGCCUUCAUUCUUGAAAGACUUGUGUACAUAUGCAUCGUUCUUCAAAAUGUCCGAGUUUCAUUACCACUCUGCCGACAACUAUCCCCUUAGCCGUGGCCACAACGAGACCUGGAACAAAGUGUACUCCCAGUUUUCCAUGCGACCCAUCAGCGACAGUCUAUCUCCACUUGUUCAGCGCGAGAACGAAACUCUGAGUGGUGAAGAUCUGGAAGAUUUCCAGCAGCAUUGUGCCGGAAGAGGUGUCACAGUUAUCCCAGAAAUUGAAGCCCCCGGGCACGCUCUCUCAAUCACGAAAUGGAAACCAGAAUUGGCACUGGCCUCAAAGGACCUCCUCAACCUGAGCCAUCCAGACACCAUCCCUACAGUCAAGGAUAUGUGGACAGAUUUCCUUCCGCGCCUCCAUUCGAAAGAAGUACACAUUGGAGCCGACGAGUACGACUCCACACUUGCAGACGACUAUAUUAAUUUCGUCAACGAAAUGUCCGACUGGGUACAGAAGACUUCUAACAAGACCAUUCGCAUCUGGGGCACAUAUGAACCGUCGCCAACAAAUCUAACAGUCUCGAAAGAUAUCAUUAUCCAACACUGGCAAGCAGGUCAAUCAGACCCCGUUGAACUGGUAAAUAGCGGAUAUGAAGUCAUAAAUUCAGAGGAUCUGUGGGCGUACAUGUCGAUCAAAAACGACCACGUUCCCAUCUCGCCAGCUCCUUAUCCUACCUUUUUCAAUGAGACUCGGGUGCUCAACUACGGAGAAGAGCAGGGGAACCAGUGGGAUCCACACGAUAUAAACUACGAUAACCUCACCCAAGAGCUAGCCCCAUUGUCCAAAUACAACAGAGGCGCAAUUUUUGCAGCAUGGAAUGACAAUGGGCCGGAUGCGAGCACCCAGCUAGAGGCCUACUAUGCGAUAAGACGAGGGGUACCACUGGUCGCUUCUCGGGCUUGGUCGGGUUCGAGAGGCCCUCUCGUGGAAGAAGAUUCACUUGAUCAGACGAUUGACAUCUUAACGCAACACAUUCCGGGUGAGAAUCUAGACCGCGUAUUACACGCUGAGUCCAAAGGUCGCUCGCUAUUGACUUGGAGCCGCCAGUCACACCAUCCUAAAGAAGUUUACCUCAAUAAAGGGAGCAAAGGUCUCAACUAUACUCUGAUUCUGUCAGUAACAGGGCCAUUUUCCCUGUCUUCCUCGGAUGUCUCUCUCUCGCUCUCUCCCUCAGAUUCGGAUAGCUCCUCCAGUACUCUGGAAUUUACAUCUGAUGGCUGGCCAUACCCUCUUCGUUCAACGUCGUAUAAUGACAGCACAUUGUUUCCCGAAUCUCCGGGAAUGGGCCGGAUAUGGGGAACGCCGCCGGGUAACAUGACAGAAUCCUCACAUGUGCCAGUGGCCAUCCCCAGUCCUUCCGUUGACCGGCCCAUCAAGGUCACGAUAACAACAGAUGCCGUACGAGGAAGUAGGUGCUGGAUCGAUGAUAAGUUUGUCGGCCGGUUUGAGGUACUCGUAUUCGGGGGGCAUAAUGUCUACCAGUCUUGGAGUCAAAUGGCGUUUGUCGCGCCGUUGGAUAUCGCCGAGGGUGGCGUUACGAAUAUCGAUUUGGUAGCAAAAGUGGUCGAGCCUUGA